AUGUCUUAUUAUUAUUAUGAGUUGAAAAAUAGUUUGUUAUUAAUUUUCAAUCCGAAAUUAACAAAAUCUGUUUUUUAUGGUACACUCAAUAAAACGGAAUUAGUCGUUGUAAAAAGGAAAACGAGAUUUGAUAGUUUACAAUUAUUAUAUAAAAAUGUUGUCGAAUCAGUUAAAAAAAAUCAACUUUGGUCAUUUCUCGAUGUCAGUAUAGAACCUUUGUUGAUGUUGUCUCUAGGAAAAUCAGGUUUUCCUAAAUACAUUGGCGCAUGUGGAGAUUUUUUAGUCGAAGAAUAUAAAGGAUUACCUUUGGAUAAUUUUUUGUCAUGUGAUUUUAAAACGAGAGCAUUACUCUCUAUUAAACUUUUAAAUUUGGCUAACUUUUUUACAUUUAGCAGUUCGGAUUUUAUAUUUUACUUCACUGAUAUUUCCCUUUAUAAUAUUGUUGUCGAUGAACAUGGAAAUGUUUCGCUGGUUGAUUUAGAUAAUGUUAUAAUAUUUGAUAAGAAAAGUCAAAAAAGUAGUUCAGUAAAAGCUAAAAUUCAUAAAACUGAAAUAUGGAAUGAUAAUGAUGAUGAUUAUUCAUUUUCCUCAUCGGACAUUUGUAGCCAUUAUUUAAGCGAUCACAAUUAUUACUCGAUAUGCACGCAUAUUUUAUCACAUUCCGAUUAUGGAUUGUUAAAAGAAAUCCCUCGAACGAUUACGAAUUUAAAUCCAGAUUUGGAAUUUUUAUUAAACGAAUGUAAAAAACCAACGAAAAUUAACGAUCGCGUUACCGCUGGUGAAAAACUUGCAAAACUUUUAGAAAAAAUAACGGUCGGAUACAGUUGGCAACACUUCAUUUAA
Pediculus humanus corporis (human body louse) is the source of this 843-nucleotide messenger RNA. RefSeq names its product protein C3orf58 precursor, putative. Bases 1 to 843 code for a protein of 280 amino acids. The record is from RefSeq and is a predicted model, not a curated record. The transcript is spliced from 6 exons. NCBI's taxonomy places the organism in Eukaryota, Metazoa, Arthropoda, Insecta, Psocodea, Pediculidae.